Castor canadensis (American beaver) is the source of this 2163-nucleotide messenger RNA. It is a transcript of the gene Tnfsf13b, whose product is annotated as TNF superfamily member 13b. Lineage: Eukaryota; Metazoa; Chordata; Mammalia; Rodentia; Castoridae. Gene Ontology annotation, cellular component: membrane. Gene Ontology annotation, molecular function: receptor ligand activity; tumor necrosis factor receptor binding. Gene Ontology annotation, biological process: positive regulation of B cell proliferation; immune response. The record is from RefSeq and is a predicted model, not a curated record.
CGGUAGGGGCAGAGAUGCAGAAGAGGAGAAAGAAGAAAAUCAGGAGAGCCCUCCUGAGGGGCAGAGCCCAUGCCUGUCACGCAGUGGAUGCGGGACUUCAGCAGACACGGAUAACAGGAAAUGAUCCGGCCCCUGUGCUCACUUAUGCUAAAGGCCCCAACCUUCAAAGUGCAAGUCAGGGAAUGGAUGACUCCACAGAGAGGGAGCUGUCACGGCUUCCUUCUUGCCCUAAGAAAGGAGAAGAAAUGAAACUGCAGUGCGUCCCCAUCCUGGCGCAGAAGGAAAGCCCCUCGGUCCGAUUCUCCCGAGACGAGAAGCUGCUGGCCGUGACCUUGCUGCUGGCUCUGCUGUCCAGCGGCCUCACGGUGCUGGCUUUCUCCCGGGUGGCCGCCCUGCAAGCCGACCUGGAGAGCCUGCGGGCGGAACUGCGCGACUCGCGCGCGCAGCCAGCGCGUCCCGAGUCAGGAGCCGCGGGACCCAAAGGGAUCGUGGCUCCAGCGGCUCCUGGAGAAAGCAACUCCAGCCAGAACGCCCGGCGCAAGCGCGCCCUGGAGGGGGUAGAGGACACAGUCACUCAAGACUGCUUGCAACUGAUUGCAGAUGGUGAUAUGCCGACUAUCCGAAAAGGAUCUUAUACAUUUGUUCCAUGGCUACUCAGCUUUAAAAGAGGUAGAGCAUUGGAAGAAAAAGGGAAUAAAAUAGUGGUGAAAGAAACCGGUUACUUCUUCAUCUAUGGUCAGGUUUUGUACACCGAUAACACCUUUGCCAUGGGGCACCUAAUUCAGAGGAAAAAAGUCCACGUCUUUGGCGAUGAGUUGAGUCUGGUGACAUUGUUCCGAUGUAUUCAGAAUAUGCCGGAAACACUACCCAAUAACUCCUGCUAUUCAGCUGGCAUUGCGAAGCUGGAAGAAGGAGACGAGCUGCAGCUUGCCAUUCCCCGGGAGAACGCUCAGGUCUCCCUGGAUGGGGAUGGCACCUUCUUCGGGGCGCUGAAGCUGCUGUGACCCAAGUCUGGGUGUCAUGCUUCCUUCCCUCCCUGGCCCUGCACCUCUGCGGGGAGACACUGAACUGGAAAUACCAAAAGAGGAAAAAACCAUGCAGUUACCAUAGACCUUGCUGUGCACUGUUUGUUUUGGUUUGCUGAAACUGGUCCAAAACAGGAAAUUUUAACAGCCAGCUGCAGCCAGAGUGCCAUGUGAUUUUCAAGAACCAGGGCCCAUAUUCGGAAAGAUAGAAUUAGGAAGACUUUUCACUGCAAGUCUGUGUAGUCCUAGCUUCUUGUGUUGAAGCAGAAAGGAAUGCAAAGAGCAAUCCUAAUUUCCUCAAGAGCAGAAGUGGACAUUUGUAAGUACUUGUGUAGUUGCAGUUGCAGCUACAUUUCAGCAAGUCCUUAAAUGUGUACAUUGCAGUUAUCCUACAUGAAAAGUUUCUGAGUACGUGCCACAAACACACGGUACUGAAACAUCGAUGGGAAGUCUCAGGACUGAUCAGUUUUCAGGUUACAUAUUCUGGUCAAGUCUCUUUUUCAGUUAAUUAAGCAAUUUCUAGAUAUCUUGCACUAAAUACAUGAAAAACUAAAAGUUUAGUUUUAUGUUUUUGUACCAAUUAAAAUAAUCUAAAUUUAAAUAUUAAAUAAGUGUACUGAAAAUAGGGUACACAUAUUUCACAGUUUUCAUGUUUAACGUUAUCUGUUACCUAGGCAUUUUUUCACAGGAGGAAAUUUCCUUCUUUGUGUAUGCACACAUGCAUUUUUUUAGAGUUAAUUCCAGUUACUUCAGAAGCUUUUAAUAUGGGCUAUUUCUAAUUUAUUCAUAUGAAGAACUAAUAGAAUAGAAACUAAAGUUGCACUUAUGUAAAUUAAAGUCGCUAGAAGUUAAGUGAGUCCAUGUAGAAUAAAGUAAUAUAAUUUUCUUCAUUUCCAGUUCUUCUCUUUCAAGGUACUGCUAUUGUAGAACAGGUAUUUCAUAAAGGAUUGUACGGGAGAAUGAUGCAAUAUUUACUGUUUAUGACAUCUGUUCACUUUGGUUUUUGUCUUCUGUUCUUAUGUUACUAAUUAAUAGUGAAUUUUAUUAGGCAGUUUACUUCUUCAGUUUAAAUAGUAGAUGGAAGAAUAGACUGUAGUCUACACUUAUUUCCCAUCUAUGUUAAAAUAUUUUAAGAUGU